AUGGCAACUUUGUGUACGUCAUGUGGUCAACAGAUUUUAUUGUCUUCAAUAAUUUACAAAUGUCAUCAAUGUGCUAAUCACUAUUUAUGUAAAUCAUGCACGAAACUUGAUCGUAAUCGAGCAAUUGCUCAAUAUCAUACGUUCGACAAAAUAUCAAAAUCUAAUGAAACCAGACAAGAAUCGGCAAAAGUAUCGUUCAAUGUAGUCCAUAGACAACAAGAAACAAAUUCGUCAAUUUUUGAUAGUGACGGCUAUCUGAAAGGUGCUCUAGUUUAUUGCCGUUAUUGCCAUCGAAUUUUCAACAGUGUCAAAGUAACUUUUUUCAAAUGUGAGCAAUGUCCUAGUCCUUUUGGCUUGUGUAAUGAGUGUUUACCUCAAGCACGAAGUUUUCAUCCUUCUGUGCAUAAAUUUUUAAAAUUACCUUCAGGUGAUAAUAUGCUACGUCUCUUACAGAAUUAUGGUCAUUUGGAUGUUAUAUGUGAUGGUUGUUCGACAUCAUCAUUUACCGGUACCCGAUAUCAAUGUGAAGAAUGUGUGCCAAGCUUUGAUUUAUGUGAUAAUUGCUUUGGAAAAAAGCAUACACAUCAUAGAUUCAAAAUCGUUCCAAACUCACUAGUGCACGCAUUGAAUCAACAAGAACUAGCACAACGAGCUCUUGAUUUAGCAAGCUUGAACAAUGAUCCUCAAUGGCGCGAUUCAAUAACUGGUUGGACCAAAGUCGACGCUGAACGCGUUCUAGAACAAGCUAAUGCAGAUGAGAAAGCCUAUAAAACUCGUCUCGAUGAAAUAGUGCAGAUUGCUAACAGAAGGGUUGAACAGGAACGUCAACGUUUACAAGAUACUAUGGAUUUUUCAUGGAAAAUGCAAAUGUUGAACUUACAAAAUAUUUGA
Messenger RNA from Rotaria sordida, 891 nucleotides. The record is from the annotation of a GenBank genome assembly. NCBI's taxonomy places the organism in Eukaryota, Metazoa, Rotifera, Eurotatoria, Philodinida, Philodinidae.